CACGGGCUCAGAGGACGUCUUUUCCACUUACUUAAUUGGAUGCACUUUAGACACAAGGGAGGAAUUCGUUAAACGUCUAUAUAAACCGGUAUUGAGCGAACUAUAGUCAGACCAUUCUUCGGUAUCGAGUUUGACAAGAGUGCAAACACGUUCCAGAAUCUGACAAAGUACAUACAGCAUCAUGACCGCCCGACAGAUUUCGUGUGCAGCUCUCUUCCUAGUCAUCGGCUUGGCUGCUGGGGUGGAUCUGGACUGUCCACCCUUCUGGACUCGCUUCGGUGAUCACUGUUACCGUUUCUUCCGCCCUACCAAGUCCUGGCAAGCAGCCGAGGAGCACUGCCAAGAGUUCUUUUCCCGAAAGGGCCAGGGGCACCUGGCGUCCAUCCACACUGCAGAAGAGAACAACUUCCUGAUUCAGAUGUGGCAGACUCUGGUCCCAAGAGAAGAAAAUUACGUUAAUACCCACGUCUGGCUCGGACACACUGACCAGACGAAGGAAGGGACCUUCUCCUGGAGUGACGGGACGGGCUUUUACUACCAGGCAUGGCGUGACGGGCAGCCGAACAACAGUGGGCAGGGAGAAGACUGUGGCACUUUUUGGAACCACGGCAAUGUGAUAGGAUGGAAUGACGAUCGAUGCAGGGCCACCUUGCCGUACAUCUGCAAAAUGCCCAUUAAUAAGGAGUAAAUCGAAGGAAACCUGAAAAGUGGCCACAACCAGCAUCACUGCAUCUUUCCAUUAUGAACUUGAAACAACGACUCGGUACAACGCACACUGGCAGAUGAAGGACCACGUGACACAAAACCAGCCAUGCCAAGGAGUUGUGAAAAACACACCCAAUGAACACCGUGCGUCCGUGAACAGAAACGCGGCGACAGCCAUGUAACAAUAGUAUCGUGCUAUUAAUUGCAGGAACACUUUUGAUUCAAUACUUAUCUUUUUCAAACUUUCUCAGUGGCAUGAACGAUAGUUCAUCGUUUGGAAACUCCUUUGCAGUGGAGGUGUUGCUGACGAGAGCUCUGCAAUAAUUUGAUGAGAUUUCAUAUCAGAAUCAAUCUACCUCUUUGAAUUAUCGACGGUUCCCCACAUUAAGUUACCAACGUCUAUGUAUUUUAUUGACUCUUUAUAAAAAUAGCUUUAAAUGCACUUGUUUCAGGUUUAUGAUCAGAUAUAUACGUUAUGGAUGGUGGUUCACUUUUUAAGUCUUUGCAUUGCCGUGUUUGGUUUUGUAUGGUUUACUGCUGUUUGUUUAUUAUUAGAGUAGCUAUAGCGAGAAUUAUCGAAACGCAUAUAUGCAUGUACUAGGCACUAUUUUCAAUUAUACUUUACAUUACUGCCUUUACAUUGGCACAUCGCACCCAGACAGUCCAUCACACUACUUGCAAGUAACAAGGAACUUGAUAUACUCACCGAAUUACUGAAGAAAUGUACCCUGAAAGCAAAGAAAUUUGAUUGACCAACGGUUAGCGAUUUUAAACUGGGAAGUUUAAAAAGACCCAACUGUCCUUUACACAAUGGGCGCUCGUGUAAGCUAAAUACUUUCCCCUCUAUUUGUGGAAAUUCCAGAUACCGCAGCAUAUGAUUUCUGUUAAUUUUUUUUAGUCCUGGCUCAACUUGAGAAAAUGUAUGGACGUCGCUUUGCCUCAUUUCUGUGAGCUUCAUAGAAUAUCUUAGACAUCUUCGGUAAUCUAAUUCAUAUGACAUAUGUCUAUGCAAAUUUCCUAGAACUUUUGCCCACCUAUUCAAUAAGAAAAUCGUUUACGGUAAAAUGUGGGGCGAAAUGCCAUGGACAUGAUCAUUUAAUUUGUCUACUCUCCGAGGUCAACUGCUAAUCUCCAGGAAUGUGGAAGAACAAGGCAUGUAAAAUGGCCUAAAUAAAAUAUUACUAGAAAUUCCAGGUAUUCUGAAAUUUUCGAAGACAUAUAUCGUUUAGUUUAAACGUAGACGUAGAGUGGUCAUUUAGUUUAAACAAGUUGAUUGAUUAAAUCAUAUUCUGUUAGGAAUUUAGAAGCAUGAAAA
Messenger RNA from Acanthaster planci (crown-of-thorns starfish), 2020 nucleotides. Its product is annotated as echinoidin pseudogene. NCBI's taxonomy places the organism in Eukaryota, Metazoa, Echinodermata, Asteroidea, Valvatida, Acanthasteridae. The record is from RefSeq and is a predicted model, not a curated record.